Messenger RNA from Aspergillus welwitschiae, 366 nucleotides. RefSeq lists its product as uncharacterized. NCBI's taxonomy places the organism in Eukaryota, Fungi, Ascomycota, Eurotiomycetes, Eurotiales, Aspergillaceae. The record is from RefSeq and is a predicted model, not a curated record. Bases 70 to 306 code for a protein of 78 amino acids. The transcript has a single exon.
CUCUAGAGUCGAGACGCCUAGAUCCAGAGUAAUGUAGACUCAUCGAAACAUCAACCGGAAAUAAUAUCCAUGCUACCACUACCUGAGACAUCAUGGAUGGCACCAUCGAGAUUGCCCAAUCAAUCGCUAAGCAAGCAAACCAAUAGCAGCACAGGGGGCAUGGCACUUCCGCGCAUUAUUCAAGAGCGUGGCAUCAAUUUCAGCCUAGAGCUGAGCCCUGAUAAGGAACAUGCCCGACAUUCCAGGGUUCAAGAGACGUUCCGUGUUGGAAUGAGCAGGAGACGGUCAUUGCUAGAUCGAGAUUAGUGGCUUGAACACUAGUCUAUUAGUCGAGACAGUUCAAGGAAGGGAAUAAUCAUAUGAAAG